AAGAACUUCUUAUAUAAGACAGUAGUUCACGAGAAAAAAGAUAUAACUGUUCCAGAUUUGUGUCUACAAAGCUCUCUUCUCUUAACAAGGUCCACCAGGAAAGGACAUUGCAAGCUGACAUCUUUGUGAAGAUUGUACAGGGUACAGAGAGAGCAGCAGCUUCCCCAUGGCUUGUCUGCUGAUGACGGUGGCUGUUGCUGCUGUGUCGCUGCUGGCGGUGCAGGGCACAUUCCAAACUGACAUCCUGGGAGAUUUGAACCGUGCCAGACAGGGCGAGCAUGUCAACAAACCGCUGACCUGGAGCGCCCCCCUGGCGACACAGUCCAAAAACUGGGCCUCUCAGUGCAAGUUCCAGCACUCGGGUCUCGCCGGCGCCUCUGAGAUCAUCUUCAUGACAUUCACCACCGGCGUCACCGCCACCAAAGUCGCCACCGACAGCCUGCACGCGUGGAUGAGUGAGAAGGCGCAGCCGGGCUGUACGUGCUCCAACCUCUCCACCUGUGGCCACUACUGCAUUAUAAUCAACUCCAAGAACGUGAAGGUUGGGUGCGCCAUGCAGAAGUGUGCAAACAUCAAUGGACACCCUGCUACCCUUGUCGUCUGCCGCCUGUCAGGUUAACACAAUAAACCUUAACCAGGCGUAUAAGGUUCUUGAGGUGCAUAAGCUAAGUAUGAAGUUGUACACAAAUCCUAUCGCGCCUCUUUAGGACAAGGGAAUCGUCGUAAUCGUGGUGUGUCGUUAUGUGGGUUUGUUUGUUUGUACGCUACGCUUAGAUAGAUGUAUAGUUGUAUACAAUGGUUUGUCAGCAGAAGAAGAAUUUCUGUACUGAGCUAUGCCUUGUAUAGACAAUAAAGAUU
Pomacea canaliculata is the source of this 858-nucleotide messenger RNA. RefSeq names its product pathogenesis-related protein 1-like. The coding region runs from base 167 to 619 and encodes 150 amino acids. The record is from RefSeq and is a predicted model, not a curated record. The transcript has 5 exons. Lineage: Eukaryota; Metazoa; Mollusca; Gastropoda; Architaenioglossa; Ampullariidae.